GAAUGUGAUGCAAACUGAAGUUGGUCUUUGUUAACAGUACCGUGAAUCAGUGUUAGCUUAUCAGUAAGCUGAUUCCUGUGUCUUAACUGAUAAGGAAAACGGGAGGUUUUAAGAGAAAGGUGGCUGUCGUAUGUAGCACAGAGCUAUUAGAGAAAUUAGUUUUUAGAGUUAACAAACUCUGUUGGUAGGAAGUUGAGGAAGAAAGAGCGCAUCGGACUGAUGGGAAUACCAUCAACCACCUAAAGGGGAGCCUCACCAUCGUAUGUCACAGAUCUGACUUGAAUCAUCUUGAGAAUCGGUUACCAACACUUGCUCUAGAUUGAGAAACUGAGAAUGAGACUUUGGGUCUUGGUAAUUCCAGCAAUUCUCAUACCUUCCACAUCAGCUACAUUUAGCAAAUCAUCUUGGGGCCUGGAAAAUGAGGCUUUAAUUGUGAGAUGUCCCAGACAAGAAAAAUCUCGGUACCCUGUGGUCUGGUAUUACUCAAAAACCAACAAACAUAUUACCACCCAGAGAAGAAGUCGUGUAGUUGCCUCAGGGGAACGUCUUAAGUUUCUCCCAGCCAAAGUCAGUGAUUCCGGAUUUUAUACUUGCAUUAUCAGAAGUCCUACCUCCAAUAAGACUGGAUAUGUGAAUGUCACCAUUUAUAAAAAACAACCAGGUUGUGAUAUUCCAGACUUUCUGAUAUAUUCAACAACAUCUGGAUCAGAAAGAAAUUCCAAAAUAUAUUGUCCUACAGUUGACCUCUACAAUUGGACAGCGCCUGUGGAGUGGUUUAAGGUAAAAGGAAACGUGCAGGAAAUAGAUGAAAAUUACACCAUCAAAAUAGGUGGAAGUAAAGAAUUACUGAAAGUGGACUGGAACUUUUCAUUUCAGAAUUGUGAAGUUCUUCAAGGACCCAGGUACCGAGCACACAAGUCAUUUUUGCUGAUUGACAAUGCAAACAGCAAGGACACUGGUGAUUAUACAUGUAAAUUUAUGCACAAUGAAAAUGGAGUCAAUUAUACUGUGACUGCAACCAGGUCAUUCACAGUUAUUGACAAGCAAAGCUUUUCUUUGCUUCCAGUAAUUAUAGCCCCUCCACAGAAUGAAACAAAGGAAGUGGAAAUUGGAAAACCAGCAAACCUAAGGUGCUCUGCUUGCUUUGGGAAAGGCUCUCAGACCAUGGCUGACAUCCUGUGGCAGGUUAACAGAAGCAACGUUGAGAACUUCGGUGAAGCAAGAAUGCAAGUGUUGCAAGAGCAAACUCAAAGUUCUCGCAGCAAGCUGACUUGCCUAAACGCCGUGUUAAGAAUAGCGGAUGUAAAAGAAGAGGAUUUAUCACUGAAGUACGACUGUCUGGCCAUGAAUUUCCGUGGCCUGAUCACGCACACCGUAAGACUAAGGAGGAAAAAUCCAAUGGAUCAACAAAGCACCUACUACGUGCUUGCAGGAUUUAGCAUAUUAUUCUUGCUAAUCAAUGUCUUGGUGGUAAUUCUAAAAGCAUUCUGGAUUGAGAUUAUUCUGCUCUGGAGAGACAUAGCUAGACCUCACAAAACUAGGAACGAUGGGAAGAUCUAUGAUGCUUACGUGAUCUAUCCACGGAACUGUAAAAACAGUCCAGAGGGGGCCAGCUCUGUGGAGUACUUUGUUCACCAGAUUCUGCCUGACGUUCUUGAAAAUAAAUGUGGCUACGACUUAUACAUUUACGGGAGAGAUCUGCUCCCUGGAGAAGAUGUAGCCACCACAGUGGAAACCAGCAUUCAGAAGAGCAGGCGGCACAUCUUCAUCCUGACCCCUGAGGUCACGCACAGCAAGGAGUGUGCCUACGAGUGGGAGAUCGCCUUGCACAACACCCUCAUCCGGAACGACUCCAAGGCCAUCCUGAUUGAAAUGGAGGCUCUGUGCCCGCCCGGCGGACUGCAGUUUGGGGAGCUUCAGGACUCCCUCAAGCAUCUCGUCAAAGUGCAGGGGACCAUCAAGUGGAGGGAGGACCUCGUGGCCAACAAACAGUCUCUGAAUUCCAAGUUCUGGAAGCACAUAAGGUACCACAUGCCGGUGCCAAGCAAACUUCCAAGAAAGACUCCCCGCUCGGCAUCCUCGAGCGCCCAGGGGCAGCAGUGCUUGCUUUGACGGCUAACGCACUGCGUUUGGGGGAUCCAAAUCCCUCCCAGCUGGGUCACGCUGCUGUACCAGACACUGGGGGAGGAGGCUCCAGAAAUGGGAGUAUCGAGGGUAUUCAGACUUCAGGUUUCAUGCACUGACUUUACUUCCAUUUCCCUGGUUCUGGCUGGAUGCAAAAUACCCCGAGAUUUUCAUCCUCAGGCUCGCUGUCUCCACCUCACAUCCCCUCCCUCGUCUCCCGUGGCUGGUCCUUCUCCAUCGUGGCCCAGCAUCUUCUCACUACUCUUCCCCUCUCUCUCUCUUUCUCUCUCUCCUUAUUCUUUGUUGAUAUUCUACAUUUUGAACAUCAAGCUGAAAGUUUUAGAGUUAAAUUUUAAUGUGAUCUUGAACACUCAGAUCCCCUCAAGCAGAACGCUGGUACUAAAUCUUGUUCCCAAUGCCAGAAUGUGUUAGAUUUUAUUUGAUCAGACGCUUAAGUUUUAUCGUAUCAAUACUGUCCACUUGGUUGGAAUACCUUACCCAAUUACCCAAUUAUCAUUAUAUUUAAGUUUUUUUAAUUCUAAAAUUUCUUUCAUAUAUUUUUAUUCUCUUCAGAAAUAUCUUUUCUUCCUGUACAAGUUAUAAAAGAACAGAAAAUAUGAAAGAAAAAAUAACAGAAAUUGUUCAUAAAUCCAUCAUCCUAAGAUUUUGACUUUUAAAUGUUUUGGUAAAUUUGCAUUUUAAGAAAUUUUAAUUUAUACUUAAAUAUACCAUUUAUAUAGCUGAGAUUAUACAGCAUGUAGUUUUUACAUUUUUAUCUACUUAAAAUCAUAAUAAAAGCAUUUGACAAGUCAUUCAAAUUUUAACGUUUUAAAAUAUUCAUAGUGUUCCAGCUCCUGGUUGUGCUACAGGUGACAUGCCUAAUUACUUAUUGUUGGAUAUUUAAGUUGUGUCCAAUUUAAAUAGUCAUCAUUAUAAGUAAUUCUGCAGUGGCCAUAUCAUUAUACUUUAUACCUUCCAAUUAAAACAAUUUUUUUUAAUUUGAGAAACUUUUUUAAAUUUAAUUUUUUUUAAUUUGAGAAACAAAUUAGUUGUAACAUUUCCAUGAAAUAAGUAGGGCAUUUUGGCAGAAGUGUGUUAGUAAAACUGAAGUUAAUUUGCACAGUCAGGGCCACUCCCAUCAGUUCCUUGGAGUUCCCGCACCAUCAGAGCCCACCAGAGCUAAGGCUGAGGGACCCUCAGACUGGGCGUCCUGUCAGAGCUCAGAUUUUGCAAGUGGAUGGAGGUCCUAUCCUCAACUGAGCUGCUCCUGGGCCUCAGUUUCUGCAACUGAAAAGUGGGAGGAUGGAGAAGAAGAGCUGUGAGGGCUUUCUCAGCUCCGAUAGCCCAGGGUUCCAAGCCCUACACUCACAGAGAGGUUGGGGAACUGCCAGAAGACCUGGCUUCUCAUACCAGCAGUGCCACUAACCUCUCUUAGUUUCUUCUUCUCCUUUCUUUUUAAACAAAUUGUUGACCUAUUUUAUUUUUUUUAUUUUUAAGUAUUUUUAAAAUUUUUAUUUUAUAUUGGAGAACAGUUGA
Messenger RNA from Delphinapterus leucas (beluga whale), 3660 nucleotides. NCBI's taxonomy places the organism in Eukaryota, Metazoa, Chordata, Mammalia, Artiodactyla, Monodontidae. The record is from RefSeq and is a predicted model, not a curated record.